Messenger RNA from Hyaloperonospora brassicae, 2550 nucleotides. Lineage: Eukaryota; Oomycota; Peronosporomycetes; Peronosporales; Peronosporaceae. The record is from the annotation of a GenBank genome assembly.
AUGCACGCGACCGUCUCGAGCAGUCAGCGUGGAGGCAGUCCCGUGACGGAGGACGAGGGGGCCAUGUCGCCGGCCUCGGACAGUGACGUCCGUGACGUGCAGCUGCUGCAUCGAGCCGCGCAGACCGGAGACGUCCGCCAGAUCCGUCAGCUCGUGCAGAAGACCGCACGCGCCCGUGCACCUUGCGGCGGCAUUGACAGCAGUAGUUGCAGUAGCAGCAAAAGCAUCAAACACUCGUCUUUGUCUCCUCCGCCGCUGUCUCUGUCGGCCUCGUGGCUCGACGCAGCCGACCAAGACGGCUUCACAGCGCUCCAUCUCGCGUGCGUCGGAGCCCACGAUGCCGCAGUGCAGGAGCUGCUGCAGGCGGGAGCGCACUUGGAAAGCGCGACGCCCGAGGGGUUCACGGCGCUCAUGUUUGCCGCCUGGGUCGGCUCGCUCACGCUCGUGCAGACGCUCGUGUCACAGGGAGCAGACGUGCGCGCGCGGGACGUCGACGGCAACGACGCGGCGUUCAUUGCCGAGACGAACGGACACGCGAGCGCGGCCCACUUCCUCCAGAAACAGCUCCAACACGCCCCGGACCAUUGGCCGCACAAUGGCCGUCGGCCGUCCCAAUUGUCGUCGCCGUUGUCGCCCUGUGCUUGGAACAAGAGCCGACCGGAGCCGACUGUCCAGUCCGAGUCGCAUGCCCGCGCGUCAGUCGCGUCUGUCGUGGCCAGUGACUCGGGCGUUUCCACGGGCAGCGACGGCAGCGCCAUCGACAGCGACGGCAGCCGCUCGUCCACGUGGUCGCGGCCGGACUCACUCGCUGGGCAGCCGCUUCGCGCGACGGAGGACGCGGUCGUGCCCAGCGACCCGAAGAACGGCGCCACUCCACUGCACGUUGCAGCGAGACACGGACAGCUCGAGACGGUCCAAGUGCUCGUCGCGCGCGGCGCGAAGCUGUCGGCUGUGCUGCCCAACGGGGCAACCGCACUGCACUUGGCGUCAGCGUGCGGCUCUGUGCCAGUGGCCGCGUACCUGGUCGACCAGGGCCUGCGCGUCGACGACUGCACCGUCGCGGGCUCGACUCCGCUGCAUGAAGCGGCAUACCAGGGACACGUCGACGUUGCUGCACUGCUUCUCGACCGCGGGGCCGACGUCGAUGCGGCCACUGAGCGCGGCACGACUGCAUUGCACCGCGCAGCUGAGAAGGGCCAUGUGCACAUGGCAGAGCUACUGAUUGCUCGUGGCGCGCACGUGGACGCAGUGACGAGGGAGUACCUCGCGGCAAGCGGCGGUCGUUCGAAGACUGCAGCGGACGGCGCUCGUCGACGACAGGGCGGCCGAAGACGCAGGAAAGUCGCUGCGGUGGCAAUGGACGGUAGCGAUGGACAUGCUGAAGCGUCUUCAGUCGAGCAUCGGACAUUGGAGGAGCUGGAGAACGAGGCCUCGAGCUGCCGGUCGGACCUCGUGGCGCUGUGUCUUGCAGCGACGAACGGCCACGUGGACAUGGUGCAGUACUUGCUGACGCGGUCGCCGACGGAUCUCGCGGCCCUCGGGCCAUCCCGACACCCCAUUACGCUCGCAGCGCGACAGGGCCACGUGGAGAUUGUGCGGCUGCUACUCGUGCAUGACGAGUGCGCCGCGAGUUUGCCCGAUGCAGCGUCGCGUGUGCUGUGCUGUGCCGCAGAGCGCGGUUACCUGCAGAUGGUCGAGCACGCGCUUGCUCGCGGAGCAGCCAUUGAGGCGCUCGAUGGGAAAACGCUGGCGACUCCGUUGGUGCUCGCGGCUCGAAACGGGCACUUGUCGGUUGUGCUGCACCUGCUGUGGUGCGGGGCAAAGGUCGACGCUGCGACGCGAACGUCGGGCUACACGGCGCUGCACUACGCGGCCAAGUACGGCCACGUGACUGUGGCCAACAGCUUACUCCUGAACGGCGCAGACGUCGACGCCGUGUGCACACGGCGCCGUAUGUCGCCGCUGCACUUGGCAGCCGAGUCAGGUCACGGCGAUGUGGUGCGUUGCUUGCUGUCCUUCAAUGCCAACGUGGACGUCGGCAAGCGUCCGGCCGCGAUGACGGCGCUGCACAUUGCGGCUGAGCGCGGCCACGCAGGGGUUGCGCGUGAACUGGUGCGGCACGGGGCCCACCUCGAAGCACCGACGCGCAACGAUCUGCGCGCGCUCUUCAUCGCCGCACACUGCGGUCAUGCGGACGUUGUGGAGCUGUUGCUGGAUCACGGGGCCGAGCUCGAAGCGACGUCAGGCGCGAACAAGACGACGCCUCUGCGGGGAGCCGUGGCGAAAGGACGGGCGGAUGUGGUGGAGCUGCUGCUGGCGCGUGGCGCGGACGUUCACGCGAGGCAGUCUACGGAUGGAACCACAGUGCUGCACAGCGCGGCUGCGAACGGGUUGGGCGAUAUCCUGAAGCUGCUCGUGGCGGCAGGCGCUGAUCCUGACUGCGUGGACCACGAAGGCCGCACGCCGAUGGACUAUGCGGCUUCGGACCCCAUUCGUCUGCAGCUUCGUCUCGCAUUGCUCAAGGCGCACUGGCAAAGGCAGGACAGGUGA